UCCGUAGGUGCCUCCCUGUGAGACUGAUGAACAAGGAACGGCUACUUAUCCAUGGUUUGAAGCUGAAUUUUCAUCGAUACAUCGGUCAACUUCGACGUCUACCAUCGCCUCAUCAGAAGACGCCUUGGCGUCGAUUAUUCGUUCACAAGUGGCGCGCGUGUGAGGACGACGACUACGUGCACGUCACGCGCAACGAUAAGGACGUCCCGCAGAACAAUCGUCGUCCAAAGACACGGAAGGCGUCGCACAGCGUUGUUAGUCAGAAAUAA
Molecule: messenger RNA, 269 nt
Organism: Micromonas commoda
Lineage: Eukaryota; Viridiplantae; Chlorophyta; Mamiellophyceae; Mamiellales; Mamiellaceae
Exons: 2
Coding region: 27-269 (80 amino acids)
Source: RefSeq, a predicted model, not a curated record